AUGGACGUGCAGCGCUUGGCAGAGGGUCCCGUCAUGGAAGGUUCCAGCAAAUUCAACAACAUCCUGGGAUUGGGACACACUUUCUGGGCACUGCUGGCCAGUCCCAAAGUGGAACAUAAGGAAGUGGUUCUUCUACUUCUUUUAUUUCUGAAAUCAGGUCAAGGAGAGCCUCUGGAUGACUAUGUGAAUACCCAGGGGGCUUCACUGUUCAGUGUCACUAAGAAGCAGCUGGGGGCAGGAAGCAGAGAAGAAUGUGCAGCAAAAUGUGAGGAGGACAAAGAAUUCACCUGCAGGGCAUUCCAAUAUCACAGUAAAGAGCAACAAUGUGUGAUAAUGGCUGAAAACAGGAAGUCCUCCAUAAUCAUUAGGAUGAGAGACGUAGUUUUAUUUGAAAAGUAAAAGUGCAAGACUGGGAAUGGAAAGAACUAGAGAGGGACGAUGUCCAAAACAAAAAAUGGCAUCACCUGUCAAAAAUGGAGUUCCACUUCUCCCCGCAGACCUAGAUUCUCACCUGCUACACACCCCUCAGAGGGACUGGAGGAAUCCAGACAACGAUGCGCAGGGGCCCUGGUGCUAUACUACUGAUCCAGAACAGAGAUAUGACUACUGCGACAUUCCUGAGUGUGAAGGGCAGGAGUGGCUCUAGAAAAUGUUUUCAUUUCUGCCCUUCACCUGUAAAAUAAUUUGUUGUAAAGCCCCUUCCCACAGAGAUAUUAUUAAUAAUUGUGUAACGUGUUCACCUCUCGGAAAGGAGCAAAACUUUGCUCAGAUCCCAGAAUUAACCUGAUUUUUUUUUUUUUUCUGAGACAGAAUUUUGCUCUCAUUGCCCAGGCUAGAGUGCAGUGGUGCGAUCUCAGCUCACCACAACCUCCGCCUCUGGGUUCAAGCGAUUCUCCUACCUCAGCCUCCCAAGUAGCUGGAAUUACAUGCAUGUGCCACCAUGCCUGGCUAAUUUUAUAUUUUUAGUAGAGACAGGGUUUCUCCAUGUUGGUCAGGCUGGUCUUGAACUCUCGACCUCAGGUGAGCCGCCUGCCUCAGCCUCCCAAAUUGCUGGGAUUACAGGCGUGAGCCACCAUGCCCAGCAGACCUGAAUUAUUAUUAUUAAAAUGUUACAACAACAUGUACAAAUAUAAAACUACAUCUAAACCCUAAGUACAAACUUCUUAUGCUUAAAACUCUUACACAGUGUUAACCCCAAGACAGAUUUGCAAUUAAGUAGUUAAAAUAAAACAACAAAGUCAAUAAAAAUCAAAUAAACAAUACACAUUUAAUAUGGUAGACUUUGCUGUUUUGCUGAAGCUAAGCAAGGAACCAGUUUUUAAAUCAGCAAUCCGUUAUUUUCAUGGACUGAGCAAUUUAAUAGUGCACCUCAAAGGUCAAUGCUAAAAACUAAAAAAAAAAUUCCUACUGAAAAAACUGUCAUCGUUUCACAUUUCUGGCUACAUUAGUGCAAAAGGGAAUAAAUAAAGGUGAGAUUUGUGUGA
Molecule: messenger RNA, 1484 nt
Organism: Pan troglodytes (chimpanzee)
Lineage: Eukaryota; Metazoa; Chordata; Mammalia; Primates; Hominidae
Gene: PLGLB2
Product: plasminogen like B2
Exons: 6
Coding region: 1-399 (132 amino acids)
Source: RefSeq, a predicted model, not a curated record